AUGAUCGCCAGCUUCUUUAGCCAAAAGAGCGCUAGAACCCCAGAUGAAGAAGCAAAAAUCCUGAGAAAACUCAGUCCCAAUGAAUGCUUUCAAAGCGCUCAGCACUUACUGAGACUUUAUAUCGGAUGCGCUUUGUCCUGCCGCUACGUUAUACCAGAAACACUUUUGGCCUUGGAUGCAGACUCGUUCAAACUUGUCAUUGAGACUGCAUUUGCGCGUGCCAUUCUUCAACAUCCGGCUUUAACCGUCGGUCGGAUCGAUGAUAACACCAAAGCACCGCUCUGGGUUCGCCUAGAUCGCAUCGACUUUAACAACCAUAUCACAUGGUCUGAGUCUUCUGAAAACAGCGAAAAUUCUCUUCGUGAUGUCCUAGAAUGGCAGGUCAAUAACCCAUAUCUCAACCUCGAGAGACAGCCCUGUUGGAGAGUGGUGAUACACAAAUACCCUAGGUUUAUGGAUGUCGUCUUUGCAUGGGAUCAUUCGGCAGGUGAUGGAAAGAGCGGCAAGAUACUUCACGAUACUUUCAUCACCUGCCUUAAUACGCCAGAAUCCAACAAUAUCAUGCUGAAGAACCGAUCUUUCGACGUUCCUAUUACUCCCCACACGCCCCCGAUGGAUCAAUUAAUCGAACUUCCCAUCUCACUAGGCUACAUCACAUCAGAACUCAGCCGCGAGUUUCUUCCGCAAUUAUCAACUAAACCUCACAUGGCGACUUGGGCGCCCAUUUUCACUGAGCCAGCAAAGACUCGCCUUUCAUGGACGCGGGUUACGAAAGAAGCUUUCCCGUCAGUGUUGGACGCUUGUCGAAAGCAUGAGACGACCUUGACUGCACUUUUAAACACGCUCCUCGUGGUAUCAAUAGCGACGAGACUCUCUGAGGACAAGGCUCGAGCAUUCUCAUGCGGAACGCCUAUUUGUUUCAGGCAAUUCCAAGUUAGAAAAUCCGAUGUCGACUGUAACAAGACGAUUAUGAACUGUUAUGCCUACUGGCCCUCUAUCUUUGACAAGUGUCUUGUUGCAAAGAUCCGCCAGCAGUUCAGCGAUGCCAAAGCGAACCCCGAUUUACAUUCAAAUCUUGAGGAUGCCGUUUGGGGCGUUGCCAGGACAAUCAGAGAAGGAUUGCUGGCAAAAUUGAGUCAGGGCACUAAGAAUGAUACAGUGGGCUUGGCUAAGUUUAUUGGUGAUUGGCCGUCAUACUUCAAAGGCCUUAGUAAGACGCGCGAGCAUGCCUUUGAAGUAAGCAACCUAGGCGUCAUCGACGGCGGACUUCCGGAGAAUAGUGAUGGGAAGGACAAGUGGAGUAUCGAUGGUGCCAGCUUUGCUCAGAGUUCGCCUUCUUUCGGAGCAGCAUUGACUCUCAAUGUUAUCUCUACCAAAGGCGGGGAAUUGGUUAUAACUAAUGCUUGGCAAACUGGAACGGUUGAUGAUGAGCUUGCUCGGGGCGUGACUUCUGAUAUCGAGAUGUGGUUGAAUAGGCUGGGACAUACAGGGUGUUUUAAGUUUACAUGA
This is a messenger RNA of Fusarium subglutinans, 1509 nucleotides long. RefSeq lists its product as uncharacterized. Lineage: Eukaryota; Fungi; Ascomycota; Sordariomycetes; Hypocreales; Nectriaceae. Gene Ontology annotation, molecular function: N-acetyltransferase activity. Bases 1 to 1509 code for a protein of 502 amino acids. The record is from RefSeq and is a predicted model, not a curated record. The transcript has 2 exons.